Messenger RNA from Drosophila santomea, 1070 nucleotides. It is a transcript of the gene MED21, whose product is annotated as mediator of RNA polymerase II transcription subunit 21. Gene Ontology annotation, cellular component: mediator complex. The record is from RefSeq and is a predicted model, not a curated record. The transcript is spliced from 3 exons. NCBI's taxonomy places the organism in Eukaryota, Metazoa, Arthropoda, Insecta, Diptera, Drosophilidae. Gene Ontology annotation, biological process: regulation of transcription by RNA polymerase II. Gene Ontology annotation, molecular function: transcription coregulator activity. The coding region runs from base 164 to 592 and encodes 142 amino acids.
CCCAUAUUAAUAGCAUUUCUCCAUUUCACGAAAAAAUUUGAUGCUGACGCUGUUACGCAGAAUUUGUGCAUAAAAUUCAACAAAAAUCUUUAUAUUAAUACUUUGAUAUUUUUCCUAUUACCAACGGUCAUUGAUUGUAAAAAAAUUUUAAUUGGAUACUACAAUGGCUGACCGCCUUACACAAUUGCAAGACACCGUUAAUCAGCAAGCCGAGAACUUCUGCAAUGCUAUUGGUGUGAUUCAACAAACCUCUUUUCCGAGUAAAUUUGUUAAUUUUGAUCGCAUUGGACCCCAAACGCCAAACUCGUGUCAGCCGCAAGAAGACUAUGCCCAACUAUUUGCACAGUUAAUUGCUCGAUGUGCUAAAGACAUCGACACCUUAAUUGAGUCGCUUCCAAAUGAAGACAGCUCCAUUGAACUUCAGAAUUCUAGCCUUAAGAGACUUGAGAUCGAAAACCAAGAAACUGCAAAAGACCUUGAGGAAGUAGUGCAAAAAGGCGAACUUUUGCUAGAAAAAAUGCAGUAUGCUUUGGAAAGCAUUGCUCAGGCUCAAUUAGAUAUGCAAAUAACACUUAAACAUGAUUUGCAAUAGGCGCAAAUCUAACCUUUAAUAUAAAGGCAUAUUUAGUUUUAAAAUUUUAAGAUUAUUAAUUUAUUGCAUUUUUGCUUUAUGUAUAUACAAAACGCAUCUUUAUUUAACUUAGUUAAGACUUAAACCAUUUUGAACAGCACUUCUGACCUCGUUGAUUUAAAUGAGUGUGGCGCGCCGUUCUAUGUCGGCAAAUAUUUCUUCGUGUGCACUACAAUCGUCUAUUUAAACAUACCCGGUUUAGCUAUAUUAAGUAUUAGCUGGUUUUAACGGAUAUAACAAGAAAUUUACACUUUUUCUUUUCCUCAUAUAUUGCUACUUUGUUGUUUAUUGACGUUAUGCAAAACAAUGAUUUAUAUAAAUUUAGUCAUUGUUUUAGUUGAACAAAACUUUUCUGCAAGUUAUAAAAAAAAUACUAUAUGUACUUACGUAUACCCCGCUUUGGAUUUUAUAAACAAAUUAAAUUGUAUGAGCUCUAAAA